This is a messenger RNA of Cydia pomonella (codling moth), 957 nucleotides long. RefSeq lists its product as uncharacterized. The transcript has 2 exons. The record is from RefSeq and is a predicted model, not a curated record. NCBI's taxonomy places the organism in Eukaryota, Metazoa, Arthropoda, Insecta, Lepidoptera, Tortricidae. The coding region runs from base 138 to 398 and encodes 86 amino acids.
UUAGGAAAAUUCUUGGCCAUAAGUCGUUUGGUAACUCAAAUACUUAGAACACUAUAAAUUGAAGACAUGGCGCCUAGUAAGUUAGUUGGCCACUAACGCGAUAGCUCUUUGGUUUGAAGAAAAAAGAAGUAGCAAAAAUGUAUCGUCUGUUUACAAUUCUUACUGUCCUAGCGGCAGUGUCGGCCGCUCCCGCCCCCAAGCCGGUGGUAGUGUACCCGCCAGCCGUUUACCACCCGCCGGUGUACCAUCCUCCCGUGUACCCGGCGCCGCUUCACUACCCCGCCCCCGUGGCGGUGUCUCAUGUCAGCACCUUACUGAACCACCACCCGGUGCUGCCUUACUCGCCGUACCGCGUCCUGCCUGUACCAGCCGCUCCAAUUGUACCGCCUCUCUUCUAAGUUCUAAUACUUGCGCCGAUUGUCAUGUAAUGCCCUCAUUAGGUACGUGUAUCGCUUAAGCAAUAUGCAAUUUUUAUAUGUAUGCAAAAUUUUACAGAAUUGUUUUUUAACUGUAACAGUAUUCGCUCCUUUUUGACACUAGACCAAUUUGGUGUGUUAAACUCGUGGAUUUGUAUAACGAAUUAGAUUUGUAUUGUACGUAUAAAGAAUUAAUUUAGUUUAACGAGAGUUAGUGUCAAAAUGUGCUGCCAGUUAAGCAAUAAUUCCAUUGUUUUAAAAAAAGUUUGAGAGUUUUACUUAAUAAAAAGUAUUUAUAUUUAUUAACAGUACCUAACAUUCAUAAAUCGUUUAGAUGUCAAACUUAUACUAAUUUAAUUGAUAAAAUACAAAAGGUGCAAGUUAAAAGUCGAUUUGUUCAAAAUUGCGUUGAGUUCCUUUUGUUUUGUACGGGAUUUUACAUUACUUAUUUAAACUACGUAAAUUUAAACGGAAGUUGAUGCAAUAUAGUAACAGCUACUCAAAAUGGAUGUGUGAUAUAAAAAUAAAGCAAUUUACAAUA